Archocentrus centrarchus (flier cichlid) is the source of this 1690-nucleotide messenger RNA. RefSeq names its product trypsin-like. Lineage: Eukaryota; Metazoa; Chordata; Actinopteri; Cichliformes; Cichlidae. The record is from RefSeq and is a predicted model, not a curated record. Gene Ontology annotation, molecular function: serine-type endopeptidase activity. The transcript has 12 exons. Bases 120 to 1601 code for a protein of 493 amino acids. Gene Ontology annotation, biological process: proteolysis.
CCGAGAGAUUGGCUCCUCGUUGACCUAUAGGAGUACUCAGAGAGCUGGGCAGCUAUCACUGUGGAUAUAAAUCUGAGCUCCAGGUGAAGUCCUCUCAUCAACAGGAUCACUCAGCAACCAUGAGGUCUCUGGUCUUCGUUCUGCUCAUUGGGGCUGCUUUCGCCCUGGAUGACGACAAGAUUGUCGGAGGGUUUGAGUGCACACCUCACUCUGAGCCCCAUCAGGUGUCUCUGAACGCUGGCUACCACUUCUGUGGUGGCUCCCUGGUCAAUGAGAACUGGGUUGUGUCUGCUGCUCACUGCUACCAGUCUCGUCUGCAGGUGCGCCUGGGAGAGCACAACAUCGUGGUCAACGAGGGAACUGAGCAGUUCAUCGACUCCUCCCGUGUCAUCCCAAAUCCUGGGUACGACUCCUGGACCAUUGACAAUGACAUCAUGCUGAUCAAGCUGAGCCAGCCUGCCACCCUCAACAGUUAUGUGCAGCCUGUGCCUCUGCCCAGGAGCUGUGCUCCCGCUGGCACCAUGUGCACGGUCUCUGGAUGGGGCAACACCAUGAGCUCCACUGCUGAUAGGAACAAGCUGCAGUGCCUGAACAUCCCCAUCCUGUCUGACAGUGACUGUAGGAACGCCUAUCCUGGCAUGAUCACUGACUCCAUGUUCUGUGCUGGAUACCUGGAGGGAGGCAAGGACUCUUGCCAGGGUGACUCUGGUGGCCCUGUUGUGUGCAAUAAUGAGCUGCAGGGUAUUGUGUCCUGGGGCUAUGGCUGUGCUGAGAAGGACCACCCUGGUGUCUACACCAAGGUCUGCAUCUUCAUUGACUGGCUGGAGCAAACUAUGGCCAGCAAUUACACCAUGAGACUGCUGGCUCUGCUGCUGAUGGUUGGAGCUGCUGUGGCAGUUCCUCGGGAAGAUGGCAGGAUCAUCGGUGGGCACGAGUGUGAACCUCACUCUCGGCCAUACAUGGCCUCCCUGAACUAUGGCUACCACUUCUGUGGUGGUGUGCUCAUCAACAAGCAGUGGGUUCUUUCUGUUGCCCACUGUUGGUACAAUCCCUAUGCCAUGCAGAUCAUGCUGGGAGAGCAUGAUGUGCGAGUGUUUGAGGGUACAGAGCAGCUCAUGAAGACCGACACCAUCAUCUGGCACCCUCAGUAUGACUACCAGACUCUAGAUUACGACAUCAUGCUGAUCAAACUCUUUCACCCUGUAGAGGUGACUGAGGCAGUUGCACCAAUCCCACUGCCCACAGGGUGCCCAAUAGGAGGGCUCCGUUGCUCUGUGUCUGGAUGGGGAAACACAGCUAUGGAAGGCGAACCAAACAUGCCCACCCGUCUGCAGUGUUUGGAUGUGCCCAUAAUUGAUGACCAGGACUGUGAGAAUGCUUAUCCUGGCAUGAUAACUCGCAGGAUGGUGUGUGCUGGAUACAUGGAAGGAGGCAAAGAUGCAUGCAAUGGUGACUCUGGCAGCCCUCUGGUAUGUGUUGGAGAAGUCCACGGCCUGGUGUCAUGGGGUCAGGGGUGUGCUCUGCCCUACUACCCCGGUGUUUAUGUCAAAGUGUGUGAGUUCCUCUACUGGAUUGAAGACACUCUAGCAGCCUACUCCUGAUAAAACUGUUCAUUUUUACUCUCUCUAUAUUCUCUACUUCCUCCCCACCCUUCUCUUUUACACACUGUCUUCACACGUUUUCUUCUUCA